CGACAUGCCCUGGGCCUCCUGGGAGAACCAAGCAUCCAACCCAAGCCCAAAAUCUCGCGCCGCCACCAAAGACAUUCGGGGACGAAGCGAAGCGAAGCGGCGGCGCCGGCGGCGAGAGGAAAGAUGCUCAAGUUCCUUUCCAAGGUGGUGGUGGAAUACUGCCCGCUGGACCCGCGGAAGGCCGCGGCGGUGGAGCUCCUGGCGCAGUGCAACGGCCGCAAGGCCAAGGACUCCAACCCGGCCUGCUCCGUCGAGCUCCGCCGCCUCCCGGCCCCGCCUGCGUCGGCGGACCCCAAGCCGCAGCCGCCGCGGGUCCUCGUAACCUAUCUCAACGGCGCCGAGGAGGCCGUCGUCGCCGCGGAGGGCGCCACCGCGCAGGGCAUCCGGGACCAGAUCCUGGCCCGGGGCCGGCUCAUCGACACCGAGCAGAUGUUCCGCGACGGCGGGGAGACGUGGCCCGUCGUCAUCCCCGAGGAGGAGCUCGGGAUGUCGUUCCCUGGCAUCAAGCCAAGGAAAGCUGAGGAUAAACCCCAGGCGUAGUCGCCAAGUCAGAGAAUCUCUUUCAUGUAGCAUGGUUACCUAAGGGCAAUUGUACUCCAGGCAUGUUUGCCACCAUUUCAUGGGAAAAUUUCUCUGCCCGGUACCACUUGGAUUCUGUGUUUCCAGGUGUUUGCUGACUAGGUCUGGUUCAAAUUUGUUUUGUUCCCCAACUUGGAGCCCAGUACUCACAAGUCACAUAAAACCAAUGUAGCUCUUGUUGCAGUAUAUGAUGUGAACAAGUAUCUUUCUUUACAAUAAGCAGAACCCUCAUACUGUCGAUGGUACUGA
Molecule: messenger RNA, 828 nt
Organism: Panicum virgatum (switchgrass)
Lineage: Eukaryota; Viridiplantae; Streptophyta; Magnoliopsida; Poales; Poaceae
Exons: 2
Coding region: 124-540 (138 amino acids)
Cellular component (GO): mitochondrial large ribosomal subunit
Source: RefSeq, a predicted model, not a curated record